Brienomyrus brachyistius is the source of this 2810-nucleotide messenger RNA. RefSeq names its product epsin-2-like. Gene Ontology annotation, molecular function: phospholipid binding; clathrin binding. Gene Ontology annotation, biological process: endocytosis. The transcript is spliced from 8 exons. Lineage: Eukaryota; Metazoa; Chordata; Actinopteri; Osteoglossiformes; Mormyridae. Bases 401 to 2011 code for a protein of 536 amino acids. The record is from RefSeq and is a predicted model, not a curated record. Gene Ontology annotation, cellular component: endosome; clathrin vesicle coat; plasma membrane.
CGGGGGAGCCUCGAUCUCUGACACAAAUCGGUCGCCAGUUUUCUUAAUGUGUCUAGAGAGCGUGGAAGUGGAAACUUGAAGUUAAGAAACUUAUUUACAUGAGUAUUCCGGUACCUCGUAUGAAUGCACUUUGCUGCUCUUGUUCCGGGACGGACGGUCACAAAGUUUCUGCUGUUUGAGCCUAGUCUUCCAGACGCAAACGUCCGGGCAAGUCCUAGAUCAUGGAGGAGCCCUCAGUCUCGCCUGCUGUGUCCCUGCUGUGAUGAUUUUAAUGUUCUUUGUCCUGGGUGCCUCAGACUUGCGUCAGGGUAGUUGAACACCAUAAGAAAACCUAGAUGAGAGGCCUCCAGAAGUCUCACAAGGUUGACAAGUUAAGCUGCUAGAACGUCAUCACACAAACAUGCCAAGCUCCAUAAGACGGCAGGUGAAGAAUGUGGUGAAUAACUACUCAGAGGCCGAGAAGAAGGUGAGGGAGGCCACUUCCAACGACCCGUGGGGCCCACCCAGCUCGCUGAUGUCGCAGAUCGCAGACCUGACCUACAACAUGGCCGCCUUUUCGGAGAUCAUGCGCAUGGUCUGGAGGCGCCUUGGCGACCGCGGCAGGAACUGGCGGCACGUUUACAAGGCGCUGACGCUCCUGGAGUACCUGGUGAAGACCGGUUCAGAGCGGGUGGCCCUGCAGUGCCGUGAGAACAUCUUGGGCUUGCAGGCACUGGCUGAAUUCCGCUACGUGGACCGCGAUGGCCGGGACCGGGGCGUUGGCGUGAGGGAGAAAUCCCGGCAGCUGGGGGCGCUGCUGAAGGACGGCGAGCGGCUCCGGGCAGAGCGAUCCCAUGCCCUCAGGACCAAGGAGCGCAUGGCACAGGUUGCCACUGCCAUGGGCGGAGACAGCCGCGUUCGUCUCGACCGCGAAUCCAGUCAGCCCAGCCUGCCUGCUGGCUCCUCAGAGCAGCGUGGUCGGUCCGGUGGCUCACCGGCCUCAUAUCCGGGCUCCCUCCCCCAGCGUGUGUCCUCUGAGCUGGAGCAGGCGCGGCCCCAGACCAUCGGGGAGGAGGAGCUACAGCUGCAGCUGGCCCUGGCCAUGAGCCGCGAGGUGGCAGAACAGGAGGAGAGGAAGCGCCGGGGGGAGAAGCUGUGGCUGCAGGUGGCCCAGGAGGACAGCAGCAGGGGGUGUGCCACUGGGGCAGAGCCUGUGGAGACUGCUCACGCUCCUCUCAGUGAGAUCACGCUGCUGGAUGUAAUGGAUACAGCGACGGAGGGUGCGGCUGAUCGGGUGUCCGAUCCCUGGGCAGCGGCACUGCCCCCUGCAAACCCUUGGCAAGCCAGUGCCUCCGAAUCGGCUGACCCGUGGGGAGUGACCCGAGCUCACAGCACUCCCAGGCAAAGCGCUGACCCCUGGGGGGCCUCGGCUGGAUCGGCCCCUUCAGCUGGAGUGGCUGCUGACCCUUGGGGGGCAGAGUGUGGCACCCACCCCCAGGCCCAUGUGAACAGAGAUGGUAACUGCUCCAUGCCUUCGUGGGCCUGUCUGGACCUGAUGGAUGUCCAGCAGGGAGUCUCUGGACCAGACGGCAAGGCAGACACGUCCAGGACAGCGUCAGAGUCCUUCCUGAGCUCCACCAGCAGUGUGGUUAACCCAGACCCUUUCGUCAGCAAGCCAGCGAGGCUGACCCCAGUCUCCAACCCCUUUUUGGUGGCCGAUGCUGCUCAAGUCAACAAUCCCUUUCAGGUCAGUGGGGGUCGGCUGCCCCCUCCGAACCAAAGGAAGCCCACUCCGCUGGUCACGUGUCACAUUGACCCGCCACCAUUUCCGUGCUCCACGGCGCCCCCUGCUGGCCCUACAUCCAUGGUGCCCUUCCCGGGUGUGCCUGAAUUUGCAUCAGUGGGCUUGGUGACGCCCGUCGUGGGUGUCGGCCGCAUGGCUGCCAUCCCUGCUGCACACAGCCUCCUGAGCCCAGGGUUGCUCCCAUCAACGGGCUGCACUACUGACCCCUUCCUGCUGGGGGCAGAAUGAGCACUUUAAUGAAGCCGUCAUUCUAGCAGUCUGGGGUCGUCACAGGGAGUACACAUUUUAAUAGGUAGAAUAUACACUUGGAUAUAAAUUACCCUGUGGAUAUUUUUCAGAGGUUACACAUCUUUAAUUAAUGUGCUAACUUUUAUUCAGGAAAAUCACAGACAGCAAGGUUGUGGUUCCCUUCCCUCUGACGUAAAUCAGGGCUGAAUAAGAACAAUUGUAAUAUCUGAACUAAUUAAUGUCAGUCUUAUCAAGCCCUGAAUUUUUUAGGUGAUUUAAAUCUGCUUGAAAGUAGUGCUUGCUAAAAACAGUGAAACCUAAUACACCAUGUGUAUUAUAGAAGAACUGGCGUUACACUCCUCUCAGCUCAGUGAAUGUUUUUAAUGGUAAGAAAGAAAAUCACACUCAUAUUUUCAGGUUAUUUCCUGUAAAACGCAUCCGUGUUUCGUUCCAAAUGGUGUGGAUUUGCAUUUUUUGCAUUUUUAGUACUAAUUUUAAACAAUCCUCUCUUUCUGUGUCAGUUUUCCCAAUAUUAGAAGUCGGAUGUUUUAAAAAAAAAAUGAAACUGGCUCGGCAAAGGAUUGUCCUCGAUUUUAAUAUAACCUCUAGGGAACUGGAGAAAUGCGACAUUUUCAUGCGCAGGGCUGCAUGGUGAGAGGCUUCACGGCGGGCUGAUGGUGCCCAGCAGUGUAAGCUGGGCACGUCUGCGUGUGGGGGACCUCUGUGAUUGUGUGUGGGCUUUAAAGAAGCAUGUGUCUGAUCUGUUAUACACAUUAAUAAAGUGAUUUGUUCAUUGACA